GGUGUCUGCAAUGAAACGGACAGGGAAGAUGUGGAUCGCAAUUUUGACAGCAUUGUGGUAUGCAAAAUGAGUGGCGGCCAAUGUGUUGGACAAUCGUAUACACGGCGUUGGUGCAAGGACAAUGUCUUUAACUCUACAACGUCCAAGUUGAUUGUCAAGACAAAACACAUUGGACUACCUAUUGUAUUAACUUCGGUGUCAGAGGUGGAUCCAAUGUGCACCGGCAACUAAAUGGACAGUGC
Molecule: messenger RNA, 242 nt
Organism: Oppiella nova
Lineage: Eukaryota; Metazoa; Arthropoda; Arachnida; Sarcoptiformes; Oppiidae
Source: the annotation of a GenBank genome assembly